Abrus precatorius (Indian licorice) is the source of this 204-nucleotide messenger RNA. RefSeq lists its product as uncharacterized. The transcript has a single exon. Lineage: Eukaryota; Viridiplantae; Streptophyta; Magnoliopsida; Fabales; Fabaceae. The record is from RefSeq and is a predicted model, not a curated record. The coding region runs from base 1 to 204 and encodes 67 amino acids.
AUGUGGUUCAUAUACGUGUGUGAAGAGGAAGAGAAGGAACUUGGAAGGCAACAAGCCCCUGGUUCAUGCCCUUAUUGUCGAGCCAAAGUUGAAGCCAUGGACGUUGAGAUCCAGUCCAAGCUCUGCUUCUUACCCCUUUGCUUCAAGAUCAAGAGGAAGUACUUCUGUACUCACUGUGCUCGCCGUUUAGAACUGUAUUACUAA